Messenger RNA from Alternaria triticimaculans, 447 nucleotides. RefSeq lists its product as uncharacterized. The transcript has 2 exons. Bases 1 to 447 code for a protein of 148 amino acids. The record is from RefSeq and is a predicted model, not a curated record. NCBI's taxonomy places the organism in Eukaryota, Fungi, Ascomycota, Dothideomycetes, Pleosporales, Pleosporaceae.
AUGGUUGAGCAACCUACCAUCCAGUCCGCAGACACAGAUGGCAACGGACCAGCGAAACGUCGACGAAGACCAGCACUAUCAUGCGUGGAAUGUCGCAUGCGCAAGGCGCCCGAGAUUCCCAAUCAGUUCAAUGCAAUCGUCAAUCGUUAUGUGGCACCCGGGCUUCUUGGAGAAUGCGACGGCCAGCCGAAGCCUCUGCCCUCCAAUAGACCGGCUUUUGGCUUGAACUCGCACUCGGACUCUGCGCAAGCUUCUAUCAUCAACAGCUUGUUGGAUAGGAUUCAGGGUCUGGAAGAACGACUGGCGAGCGCUACCCUCAACGAGAACCCGAGAAGUAGUACAUCGCCGAGACGGGAAAGCGCAAGUGAUACGAGCGCUCAGUUUGUGAAGGCAAAGUACUAUGGUCAGAGUCAUUGGAUGAACGCUAUCGAUCCCGUGAGUGCUUGA